Molecule: messenger RNA, 5298 nt
Organism: Lemur catta (Ring-tailed lemur)
Lineage: Eukaryota; Metazoa; Chordata; Mammalia; Primates; Lemuridae
Gene: CLIP2
Product: CAP-Gly domain containing linker protein 2
Exons: 17
Coding region: 120-3263 (1047 amino acids)
Biological process (GO): cytoplasmic microtubule organization
Cellular component (GO): cytoplasm; nucleus; microtubule plus-end
Molecular function (GO): microtubule plus-end binding
Source: RefSeq, a predicted model, not a curated record
GGCGGGAGGAGCGGGCGCGGGCCGCCGCCGAGCCUGCGGCCGGAGCGCGGAGGCGAGUGAAGAUGGCAGAGAGGACGUGACCUGCACUUGCCCUCAUCCGCCCACCGAGUGGCCCCGCCAUGCAGAAGCCCAGCGGCCUGAAGCCCCCCGGGCGCGGGGGGAAGCACUCCAGCCCCGUGGGCCGCACGUCCACUGGGUCGGCCUCGGCCUCGGCGGCAGCGGCGGCCACUAGCUCCAAGGAAGGCUCCCCCCUGCACAAGCAGGCGUCGGGCCCCUCCUCCUCCCCGGCCGCAGCUGCUGCCCCCGAGAAGCCGGGCCCGAAGGUGGCCGAGGUGGGCGAUGACUUCCUGGGGGACUUCGUGCUGGGCGAGCGGGUGUGGGUGAACGGCGUGAAGCCGGGCGUGGUGCAGUACCUGGGCGAGACGCAGUUCGCGCCAGGCCAGUGGGCAGGCGUGGUGCUGGACGACCCGGUGGGCAAGAAUGACGGCGCGGUGGGCGGCGUGCGCUACUUCGAGUGCCCGGCCCUGCAGGGCAUCUUCACGCGGCCCUCCAAGCUCACACGGCAGCCCACGGCCGAGGGCUCGGGCAGUGACGCCCACUCAGUGGAGUCGCUCACCGCCCAGAACCUGUCGCUGCAUUCGGGCACGGCCACGCCCCCGCUGACCAGCCGCGCCAUCCCGCUGCGGGAGAGCGUCCUCAACAGCUCCGUCAAGACGGGCAACGAGUCGGGCUCCAACCUCUCGGACAGCGGCUCUGUGAAGCGAGGCGACAAGGACCUGCGCCUGGGAGACCGCGUGCUGGUUGGCGGGACGAAGACCGGCGUGGUGCGGUAUGUGGGGGAGACGGACUUUGCCAAGGGCGAGUGGUGUGGCGUGGAGCUGGACGAGCCCCUUGGGAAGAACGAUGGGGCGGUGGCAGGCACCAGGUACUUCCAGUGCCCACCCAAGUUUGGUCUCUUUGCGCCCAUCCACAAGGUGAUCCGCAUCGGCUUCCCGUCCACCAGCCCAGCCAAGGCCAAGAAGACCAAGCGUAUGGCCAUGGGUGUCUCAGCACUCACCCACAGUCCCAGCAGUUCCUCCAUCAGCUCCGUCAGCUCCGUGGCCUCCUCCGUGGGGGGCCGGCCCAGCCGCAGCGGCCUGCUCACGGAGACCUCUUCGCGCUAUGCCCGCAAGAUCUCGGGCACCACGGCCUUGCAGGAGGCACUGAAGGAGAAGCAGCAGCACAUUGAGCAGUUGCUGGCUGAACGGGACCUGGAGCGGGCCGAGGUGGCCAAGGCCACAAGCCACAUCUGCGAGGUGGAGAAGGAGAUCGCCCUGCUCAAGGCACAGCACGAGCAGUAUGUUGCAGAAGCAGAAGAGAAGCUGCAGCGGGCCCGGCUGCUGGUGGACAGCGUGCGGAAAGAGAAGGUGGACCUGUCCAACCAGCUGGAGGAGGAGAGGAGGAAAGUGGAGGACCUGCAGUUCCGCGUGGAGGAGGAGUCCAUCACCAAGGGAGACCUCGAGACCCAGACGCAGCUGGAGCACGCGCGCGUUGGGGAGCUGGAGCAGAGCCUGCUACUGGAGAAGGCGCAGGCCGAGCGGCUGCUCAGAGAAUUAGCGGACAACAGGCUGACCACGGUGGCUGAGAAGUCGCGGGUGCUCCAGCUGGAAGAGGAGCUGACCCUGCGCCGCAGCGAGAUCGAGGAGCUGCAGCAGUGCCUGCUGCACUCGGGCCCGCCGCCCCCGGACCACCCCGACGCCGCCGAGAUCCUGCGGCUGCGGGAGCGGCUGCUGUCGGCCAGCAAGGAGCACCAGCGGGAGAGCGGGCUGCUGCGGGACAAGUACGAGAAGGCCCUGAAGGCCUACCAGGCAGAGGUGGAGAAGCUCCGGGCGGCCAACGAGAAGUACGCGCAGGAGGUGGCGGACCUCAAGGACAGGGUCCAGCAGGCCACCAGCGAGAACAUGGGGCUCAUGGACAACUGGAAGUCCAAGCUGGACUCGCUGGCCUCAGACCACCAGAAGUCCCUGGAGGACCUCAAGGCCACCCUGAGCUCGGGCCCGGGCGCCCAGCAGAAGGAGAUCGGCGAGCUGAAGGCGGUGAUGGAGGGGAUCAAGAUGGAGCACCAGCUGGAGCUGGGCAACCUGCGGGCCAAGCACGACCUGGAGACGGCCGUGCACGUGAAGGAGAAGGAGGCCCUGCGGCAGAAGCUGCAGGAGGCCCAGGAGGAGCUGGCCGGGCUGCGGCAGCACUGGCGGGCCCAGCUGGAGGUGCAGGCCAGCCAGCACCGGCUGGAGCUGCAGGAGGCCCAGGACCAGCGCCGCGACGCCGAGCUGCGUGUGCAUGAGCUGGAGAAGCUGGACGUGGAGUACCGGGGCCAGGCGCAGGCCAUCGAGUUCCUCAAGGAGCAGAUCUCGCUGGCCGAGAAGAAGAUGCUGGACUACGAGCUGCUGCAGCGGGCGGAAGCCCAGAGCAAGCAGGAGGUGGAGAGGCUGCGGGAGAAGCUGCUGGUCGCCGAGAACAGACUGCAGGCGGUCGAGUCCCUGUGCUCGUCCCAGCACACCCACGUGAUUGAGUCGAACGACAUCUCCGAGGAGAAGAUCAGGACGAAGGAGACUCUGGAGGGCCUGCAGGACAAGCUGAACAAGAGGGACAAAGAGGUGACAGCCUUGACGUCCCAGACCGAGAUGCUCAGGGCCCAAGUAAGUGCGCUGGAGAGCAAGUGCAAGUCGGGAGAGAAGAAGGUGGACGCCCUCCUCAAGGAGAAGCGGCGCCUGGAGGCCGAGCUGGAGGCCGUGUCCCGGAAGACCCACGACGCCUCGGGCCAGCUGGUGCUCCUCAGCCAGGAGCUGCUGCGGAAGGAGCGGAGCCUGAACGAACUGCGAGUCUUGCUGCUGGAAGCCAAUCGGCACUCCCCAGGGCCCGAGAGGGACCUGAGCCGUGAGGUGCACAAGGCUGAGUGGCGGAUCAAGGAGCAGAAGCUCAAGGAUGACAUCCGGGGCCUGCGAGAAAAGCUGACGGGGCUGGACAGAGAGAAGUCCCUGUCGGACCAGAGGCGCUACUCCCUCAUCGACCCGUCCUCGGCGCCCGAGCUCCUGCGGCUGCAGCACCAGCUGAUGAGCACGGAGGACACGCUGCGGGAUGCGCUGGACCAGGCCCAGCAGGUGGAGAAGCUCAUGGAGGCCAUGAGGAGCUGCCCCGACAAGGCCCAGACCAUCGGCAAUUCCGGUUCUGCAAACGGCAUCCACCAGCAAGAGGAAGCUCACAAACCGGCGGACAAGCACUGACCCCGCAGGACACCGUGGAUCGGCCCAGUCCACACCGGAGCCCCAGCCAGCUGCCCGGCGAUGCCCCCUCCAGGCAGGGGCCAGGACUGUCACUUUGGAGACAAGACAGUGUUUGUAACAAUGAUGUACUUGCCACCUCGGAAAAUCCCCCGCCCCAAACCCCCUGCCGGACCAGGAAGCUUCCUGAAGCGUGGCCUUCUACAGAGAGCGGUGCAGCCCUGGCCCGGCCCGGGGCCUUCAGCCCGGACACGCGGCAGCUUCCGGAGUCUGUGUGGGGAGGCGGAGGUGGUCCAGGCAGGCCCCUCCGCCCAGAAGCAGCUGCCCUGAGGACCGUCUUGGUGCCCUGGGCGCUUCCCUGGCCUCCCCUUCCUCCCCUCCCCCCCAGGUUCCCUUCAGACCCCAGAGGGGCGGGGGAGGCCCAGCUUCCCUGCUGGCCCCAGGAGGGAGGUCCCGUCGUUGGGAGCCAGGGGGGGCCCCUUCUCUGCGGCCCCUUCCUGGCCAAGGCAGUCCCCAGGGCUUCUUGUCCCCACAUACUGAGCCUUUUUUGAACAGUGGUACCAGUUCCCCUCAGCCUGUCUGCCCAGCCAGGCCCCCAGGUUCAAGGUGUCGGGGGCAGGGGGACAGGGUCUUUCUUGCCCCACUCUGACACCAACACGCUCACACCGCCAGGCUGCUGGCAGAGGUGUUCAGAGGCCGGGAGCCACAGUCACGGGAAGUCUGGAAGCCCCUCCCUCACCCCCACCGUGACGCUGGGCCAGCCUGGCUUGCAGCUGGGGCGGGGGCAGCCACAGUGGGUCCAGAGUGCAGGCUCGGCAUGUUCUGACAACCAUCAGUGAUAUGGUGUCCUCUGGGCUGGCUGGUGUUCCAAAAUUGGGCCUCCCACCUGCAGGUACACCGCUACAGGCCCUGGAGUCCACACCCCAUUCUCUCUCUCUCACACACACACACACACACACACACACACACACACACACACACACACACACGCACGCUAUCUCUCAGAGGGACCACGUGCACACGUGGCCAUGUGGGUGGUGGCAUUUGCAGUUAACCGCACUGAGGCCACGUGCAUACACUCGGGUUCCAGGACUAAGGCCCAGGCCCGGGAGGGCUGUGCCCACAGAUGCUACAAACAUUCCCGCAACCUGGACGUGCACAGACGUGCCCAGGACACGCAGCCAAGCUGUCAGGGAUGUGUGUGCCUCACACACGCAUCAGAACACGCACAUUCCAACAGCCCCUCCGUGGAGCUGCUCACGCCUGUGUCCUGCAGCCGGGGAAGGGACCGUAGGGCUGUUGGGGGUGAGGAAAUCCGGCGGCCUCCCUGUCUUCCCCUCACGCCUGCUUCAGGCCUGUGGCCGAGCGCCCCGCAGCUCUCCUCUGAGGACCACCGGUGGUUUAUUGCCUUGUCCCUCGGCGUCGGUGCCCAGGAGCUCAGGGAGUUUCCACGUGAGGCCUCCCCUGCCGGGGCCUAGAGGGAGAAGGCUGGUGCCCCAUUCUGGCUUUGCCGUAGUGCACGGGUCGGGGGCACUGUUCACAGGAACACCCCGGGUCACCUGUGAGUGCUGCCAGGUAUGGGCAGGUGGCACACACGUUCUCGCCCAGACGCAGCCCAUCUGGGGGGCAGCAGGCCCCGCUGGCCCCCUUCCCUCUCCCUGUUGGCUUUCGGUAGCUGUCGCAUGCACUUCUAUUAACAGCAGCCUAGAGACGAUGCUUUAGUGGCCUAACCCAGAGUCAAAAACUGCUCUUUCCAGCAAAGUCCAGCAGCUCUGCCUCACCCGCAGGAGGCGCUGAUUAGUCUACUAACAGCCAAAGGCCCCCCCGCAGGGCAUUGGGAGGGGCGAGCCCCUGGGCGUGGCCUCGCAGGUGACAGGUGUCCUAGAAGCGGUUUCCUUGAACAUCUGCCUGCCGGGGUGGCCGCCCAGGCGUGGCUCAGCCAUGCCCCCCAAGUCCCUCCCGCUCCCCUCCCCUCCCCACAGUGGAAUUGUUGAAGUGUGGCGAGUCUGUGCUCGGGACAAUAAAGCUUGUGACUGAG